AUGGACUUCAUUAAUUACAAGAAGUAUAUUGAAGAAAACGACCUGGUUAUUGCCUUUGUGAAACGAGAGCCUCCCUUCCUUCUAAAAGUAGACUCGAAAGCUUCGUAUAAUAAUAAGUUUGGAAACUUCAAACAUAGCAAUAUAAUUGGGAAGGAAUAUGGAAGUCGAAUUCCAUCGCACAAUCAGAAAGCAUACAUGUAUCUUCUUUAUCCUACUCCAGAAUUAUGGACGAUGGUCCUUCCACAUAGAACGCAGAUUCUCUAUAUGCCGGAUAUUGCAUUUAUCACGACUGUUCUGGAUUUGAAGCCUGGAUCCAUCGUACUAGAGUCAGGAACCGGAAGUGGAUCGUUUUCUCAUUCAAUAGCCAGGACGAUAGCGCCUCAUGGACAUUUGUAUACUUACGAGUUUCAUGAAGAGCGUGCAAAAUUUGCAAGACAAGAAUUUAGUGAUCAUGGACUUGGUAACAUUAUCUCAAUAGAAUGCAGGGACGUAUGUAAAAAUGGAUUUAAUAUAGAAAACUGUGUGAAUGCAGUAUUCCUAGACUUGCCUGCCCCGUGGGAAGCAAUAGCAUCUGCAAAAGCCGCGUUUAAGCAAAAUCAAAUAGGAAAGAUAUGUUGUUUCAGCCCGUGUUUAGAACAAGUACAGAGGACAUGUGUGGUUUUAAAUGAAGCUGGCUUUAGCGAAAUCCAGAUGUUUGAGUGCUUGGUAAGAACCCACGACGUUCACACGAUUCCGGUCUAUACGAUCUCUGACGCGGUAGCCAAACUUAAAGUCCAACAGGCAAAAAAGAGAAAAAGGGUUAGCGACGACGAAGAUAGAGAAAUGGUGCCGGAGCAAAGUAAACAGGAGGGAAAGAGUGAUCCACCCAAUCUGUAUGUCUCCAGGACAACGCGAGAGACCAAAGGGCAUACUAGUUACUUGACAUUUGCGACAUUCUUGCCAGUUCUAAAUGAAGAAUUGGAUGCACCAUAA
Messenger RNA from Paraglomus brasilianum, 972 nucleotides. The record is from the annotation of a GenBank genome assembly. Lineage: Eukaryota; Fungi; Glomeromycota; Glomeromycetes; Paraglomerales; Paraglomeraceae.